CGUUUUGCCGUUUUCCUGGGUUUCUCGGUUUGGACACACGGGGUACUAAAAGUGUUAGACAGCUACAUGCAUUGUCCGUUUCCAUCUUCUUUUCGGUUGCAUUAUCGGGCGAAUGUUUCACUUUCUUUUCUUUUCCUUUCAGCCUUCUCAUAACAAGACAUGUGUCAUUCUUGUCUUGGCUAUGCUAUCUUCAUCUUUUUCCCACCAUUGCAUGCAUCAGCGGGUUUCCAUUCUUGUUUUAUCAUAUCUUUUUCUUCUUUUUCUUUCAUCUUGGGAGAUGAUUUCUUCAACUUUCCGGUCCUGGUUGACCGCAUUUUCUAUUCUACUUUCGUCUGACUCCUGUCUGACUUGUGUCCGCUUGUUCGUGUUUUCACUUAUUAUUAUAUUUAGCCCUCGAUUUGUAUGUAGAUACCCUUAGGUAGGCUUGGGUCUUUUGUUGUUGUUGUUGCUGUCGUUGGUGUCGUCCGUCUUGCUGGUUAGAAAGAAGGGCUGACUGGCUGACUGGCUGACUUGUUUGAUUACUUACUUAGUACAUAGUGAGGGAUUUAUAUUGAAUCUGUU
Aspergillus eucalypticola CBS 122712 is the source of this 561-nucleotide messenger RNA. RefSeq lists its product as uncharacterized. The record is from RefSeq and is a predicted model, not a curated record. Bases 113 to 418 code for a protein of 101 amino acids. The transcript has a single exon. Lineage: Eukaryota; Fungi; Ascomycota; Eurotiomycetes; Eurotiales; Aspergillaceae.